UUCAUAUUACUAUACGUUUUUAACCAAACUAGUGAUCACCGGCGGAGAAGCAAUGGCAACCGGAAGAAGCCUUGUGCGGCGAGUGGCUUCGACGCCAUGGAACGCGCGUCUUCGAGAGCUCGCUUCCCAAUCACUGUUCUCCGAAUCGAUCACUCUCUAUCGGUCAAUGCUCCGCUCAGGCUCCUCUCCCGACGCAUUCUCUUACCCUUUCACUCUCAAGUCAUGCGCCGCGCUUUCGCUCCCUGUCUCCGGCCAGCAGCUCCAUUGCCACGUCAUCAGAGAAGGCUGCGUCGCUGAGCCCUUCGUGGUGACCGCUCUGAUAUCGAUGUACUGUAAAUGCGGUUUGGUAGAGGACGCACGCAAAGUGUUCGACGAAAGUACUCAGUCGCAUCAGCUCGGAGUUUGUUACAACGCUUUGAUAUCUGGAUACACGGCGAAUGCGAAGGUAGCUGAUGCCGCGUGUCUGUUUCGGACAAUGAAGGAGAGAUGUGUUUCGGUUGAUUCAGUUACGAUGCUGGGGCUUGUCCCUGUCUGCACGGUUCCUGAUUACAUCUGGUUUGGGAUGUCUCUUCACGGACAAUGCGUUAAAUUAGGUAUAGAUUCUGAGUUAGCUGUUUUGAAUAGCUUUAUUACAAUGUACAUGAAGUGCGGAUCGGUGGAGUCUGGUAGGAGGUUGUUUGAUGGAGUUCCCGUGAAGGGUUUGAUUACAUGGAACGCUGUGAUGUCUGGAUGUGCGCAGAACGGAUUGGCUUACGAUGUUUUGGAGCUUUACGAGGAGAUGAAAUCUUACGGUGUUCGUCCUGAUCCUGUUACGUUGGUUAGUGUUCUGUCGUCUUGUGCUCAUCUUGGAGCUCAGAGGAUUGGCCAGGAGGUGGAGAAGUUAGUUGAGGCGAAUGGGUUUGUGUCGAAUGUGUUUGUCAGCAAUGCGUUGAUUAGUAUGUAUGCUAGAUGCGGUAACUUGGCGAAGGCGCGGGGUGUUUUCGACGUGAUGCCUGUGAGAAGCUUAGUUUCGUGGACGGCUAUGAUUGGUUGCUAUGGGAUGCAUGGAAUGGCUGAGACUGGGGUUAAGCUUUUCGAUGAUAUGAUCAAAAGUGGGAUAAGACCUGACAAGACAGUCUUUGUGAUGGUUUUGUCUACGUGCAGCCAUUCAGGGCUGACGGAGAAAGGUUUGGAGUUGUUUGAUGCGAUGAAGAGAGAGUAUAAGCUGGAGCCUGGUCCUGAACACUACUCUUGCGUGGUUGAUCUACUCGGGAGAGCUGGUCGAAUAGAUGAAGCCAUGGGGUUUAUAGAGUCAAUGCCUAUUGAACCGGAUGGUGCUGUUUGGGGCGCUUUAUUGGGUGCCUGCAAAAUCCAUAAGAAUGUGGACAUGGCAGAGGUAGCUUUUGCAAAGGUGAUUGAGUUUGAACCGAUGAACAUUGGCUACUAUGUGUUGAUGUCGAAUAUAUAUACGGACUCAAAGAAUCAAGAAGGAAUCUGGAGAAUACGGGUGAUGAUGAGAGAGAGAGGAUUCAAGAAAGAGCCUGGGUAUAGUUACGUGGAACACAUGGGAAGAGUUCAUUUGUUCUUGGCUGGCGAUAGAAGUCAUGAGCAAACAGAGGAAGUCUAUAGAAUGCUGGAUGAGUUAGAGGCUUCUGUUAUGGAGAUUGAGGGAAACACAGACUGUGAUAGAUGCGGAGAGGUUUCGAGCAGUACGCGUGAGCACAGCGAGAGGUUAGCAGUAGCGUUUGCGAUCCUCAACACUAGUCCAGGGGCAGAGAUUCUUGUGAUAAAGAACCUGAGGGUUUGUGAAGAUUGUCAUGUGUUCAUCAAGAUGGUUAGCAAGAUUGUAGAUCGUAGGUUUGUUGUAAGAGAUGCAUCACGGUUCCACUAUUUCGAAGACGGGUUAUGCUCGUGCAAGGAUUACUGGUGAUUCUUCAAGAGUCUCACAAACACGAUGCUCAGAAAGUGAUGUAUAUAAAAAUGAUUACAGAAGGUUGAAGGUUGCGCACAACUACAAAAAUAUUCUUUCAGAAAUAAGUUGGUCUUCUACAAAGGGGAUGGUUUUCCGAACAAUCACCCUCAUAGGAGCUCCUGCAAAAAGAAAAAAAAAGAUGUGAUGAAGAAACCACUAAACCAGUGGAUCCUUCACUAUCAAGAGAUAUAUCACAACUGAAACUGCACCUUCGUUAGCUUGAUCAUCUUCAAUACAGACUGCAGCAUAAUGAGAAUCUGCCAGCUCCAAAGGGGCAAACUUCCAUUCUCCGUUGCAUUUCUUUGUCUCCUCCAGUGGAUCGGCUGUCACUUCAGAUGUCUACAGAAAAAAAAUCAGAGAUCUUUAAGGAAGGAAGUGAACAAUAAUACAACACUUAGAAUCUGAGUUGAAGUCUAAAACAAACCUUGCAAAGACUGUAGCCUUCCUCUGUUCCAGGUAUAGACUGGAUUGUGAAGGUAUUAAAAGGUGCAGCGGAGAAGCCUUUUCCUAAUGCUUUCACAUACGCCUCCUGGAUACACAAUCACCACAACAGUUUCUAACUUUUGAGAAGUAAAAAUUUAUUUCAGGCUCAAGUGUUAUCUGUUGUUCGUAGAAACUACCUUAAGAGUCCAUAGCUUAAUAAAUUCCUUUCUCUGA
Molecule: messenger RNA, 2608 nt
Organism: Brassica rapa (field mustard)
Lineage: Eukaryota; Viridiplantae; Streptophyta; Magnoliopsida; Brassicales; Brassicaceae
Product: putative pentatricopeptide repeat-containing protein At3g11460, mitochondrial
Biological process (GO): RNA modification
Molecular function (GO): protein binding; RNA binding; zinc ion binding
Source: RefSeq, a predicted model, not a curated record